Messenger RNA from Daphnia pulex (common water flea), 450 nucleotides. RefSeq names its product chymotrypsin-like elastase family member 1. Gene Ontology annotation, molecular function: serine-type endopeptidase activity. NCBI's taxonomy places the organism in Eukaryota, Metazoa, Arthropoda, Branchiopoda, Diplostraca, Daphniidae. The record is from RefSeq and is a predicted model, not a curated record. Bases 1 to 450 code for a protein of 149 amino acids. Gene Ontology annotation, biological process: proteolysis. The transcript is spliced from 5 exons.
AUGAAGAUAAAGACCGAAUCCCACAAGAACAACGCCAAGACUCACGACGAGAACGACGCGGAAGCUAAUUUAAGAACUUUCAGUACUUACUCGAAACAGCCGGCCACCAUUACAGGAUGGGGAAUAACAGAAAGUGGAAGUACGUUAGCGACGUUGCAGAAAGCUAACGUCACCGUCUACGACAUCGACGUUUGCAAUAAACAAUGGAACCGGCAAUUAAACGGUUCUAUACAUGUGUGCGCUGCCCAAAGUAACACCGCGAUAUGCCUUGGAGACAGUGGCGGACCGCUUCUCGUUAACGGAAAUGUUCAAAUUGGUAUUUCUAGCUUCAUUAGUGACAAUGGCUGUAAUGAUCCUACCCGUUUCCCCGUGUUCACGCGAGUGUUCACUUACCUUGGCUGGAUAGCUGCCACAAUGGCCAACAAUCCACCUCCAGCAUCAGGCAAGUAG